CAGCGGCACCCCACCAUCCCCUGCAGAGGGCGACAUCAUCAUUGCAGCUGUCAUUCACUCUAAGCUUCGCGACGCGUGCCAUUCAUGCUGCUGUGCAUUCUUUCGCCGUCAUAACCAAAUUGCUGGGAACCUGUAUCAAACGCUUGAUGCCUCUUCAUAAUCCUCCUAUUUGCUUUCCUGAAUGCGCCUUCAUUCUUGUUCUCGAACUGCAGUUUUCUUCAUUCCAUUUACCUCUUGGCAACCUGCUGCUGCCUUCCCCAACUGCAUUCGAUCGUUGACAACUAUAAAUCCACAAACCCUCCACACUGUUCAGGCUUAAUUCCGAUCGCUUCUGCCUCGAGGCUUUUUCGCCACCCGCACUCAAUCGCCAAAAUCUCAUAUAAACUGGCGCUACCUCUUCUUUGGAAUUCGAUAAUCUUUUUCCGAGUGGAUUAAAUGCGCCUCGGCUAGGUUGCUAUCGGAAUAUCAACUUGGGGAUUGUACCUUUGUUCAAGUCCCUUGACACCGUUGCUCUGAUGCGCCAACCGGACUGCUCUUUCAUCUCAUCAGUUUUGUAGUUGGACAAGUACUUGGAACGAGUCCAGCGAUCGCAAUCACAAUGCCGGGACAGCGGCGCAGGCAAGAGGUCCCGAUUGAAAGCUCCUGGCGCAUGGUGGAAGGCGAGCACGACAGCUUCGAUACUUCUAUCGUCCCAGACGACGAAGAUUUGUACCUCUCCAGUCAACCGUCGCAACUCUCAUCAGGAUCGCAAGGUCAAAGUUUUGGCAACUCUCAGGACGACAGCCUCCAAUCAUUUCUCAGCAAGGCCGAGGACGAGCAGGUCAUUCUUAGGUCACCAUUUCGGCCAUCUGUUCCAUCCUCGAUUAGGCACCCGUCCAGAGAGACCGUGAAACACCGCUCGCCGGAUCCUGAAUUCGUCAUGCCUUCCGUGGAGAUCGAUAGCCCGCGACGGGGAGGCACCAGGUCCUCCGCACAUGCGCGGAGUGUGGAAAAGACCUUCCUACGCCGGAGGCAGGUCGCAGACGAGCCUAGCGGCCUACGUCACGAGUAUGAUCAGAGACAUGCACAGGAUGGCCAGCCAGGUCUAGGUGAUAAGCUCGGCCAGUCACUGCCCUCAGCGGUUCUCAACGUGCUCUCUUGGGGUUUUGGCAUCAUUGGCUUGGCGUUCCGAUAUGCGCAGAAGCCUUUGGCCUUCGUGCUUGCAGUUUAUCUCUUCUUUGGGGGUCUUAUCAUCGCCCAGAACAUGGCGACCAAGUCGAUUGCAACAUCCAUGUCUCCUCUUUGUCGCGUCCCCGGCGUCUCAUGGCUGAAUUUGCCCUUCUGCCCCAUGGUUGUACCACCUGAUCAGAAUCAACCUGGUGGAAAAGUUGAGUUCGAUGGCUUGAUGAAUAUCCAGGAAAGCUUCGAGGAGGUUCUAGAAAAGAGCGCAAACGGAGUUUCUUUACCCAUGGAGAUGAAGCGUUCUGAAGCCUCUAUCAGGGACUUGCGUACAAUGGUGCGCUACAGCAACCUACAAAGUAAAGAGGAGCUUGUAUUGGAGUUUGAUGGGUUCAUCGACACAGCCAAGGUUGCCUCAAACAACCUCCAAAGAUUCAACACCCAUGUCGGCUCAGCAGUUGACUCCGUCAUCAGCAUCAACCGGUGGACAUCACGGUAUAUUGACAGCCUUUCGACAGAUCGCGGAUCACAAGGGUGGAUUCAAGACUUUGCGCACUGGGCCUUUUCACCAUUCCAGCCUGCGGUAUUCUCGGAGCGCGUUUUGCUAGACAAGUACGUCGAGCAUACGGCGCUCGUAUCAGAAAAGAUUGCGGACUUGAUUGUCGAGGCGCAAGCAGUCCUUCGCACUCUGUCAAAGGCAGAGGAUCAUCUGGGAAUCAUUUACGACUUCGUCACACGCACUCAAAAGUCGGUGCAGUCGCGCAAGGACGACAUUCUCUGGACGCUCUGGACGCUCGUCGGCGCCAACAACAAACACCUUCAUAACCUCAACGGACAGCUCUCUCUUCUGAAGAAGGUCGAUGCACAGCGAAGCAGCGCGGUCAGGCAGGUGUCAGAUCUCAUCACAGAGUUGGAGAAGAUCCAGGCGGGUCUAGAUGAUCUGAGAGACAGAGUCGCCGAACCAGAAGUGGCUAGAGUGAGCGGGAAGACGGAUAUACCUCUUCGCGUCCAUAUCGAGACGAUAGAUCGCGGCGUCGAGAGGCUGGAGCUUGCGAGGAACCGCAUCCGAGCGUUGGAGAAUGAGAGGAUUGCGCAAGUCUUGGCGCGAAACCCGAAGAAGGAUAAAAUGAUUGAUUCUACAUGAGCAACAAGUGAAGUCGCGUGGCAUCGCACUUAAAUGGUGGCCCGGUUGGAUUGCGACAAAUUUCCCCUGAACUGGACACAAAGGUCCGGUAAACAAUGACGAGAAGAACCGCACGUGCGAAAACGACUACCUAGACAAGACCCUGAUUUUUUUCUUGUUUCCUCUGGAGUUCUGGAGCAGUGAUGGGAUGGAUUAUGAUACAAAGAACAGAGACUAUACUUGGGCUAAAAGCAAGCAGACCGUGGACGGUUCAGAUGCUAGGAUUAUUUUUUGUGAGGAUAAAGACGACUGGAUAUGAAAUGAAUUUGGAAUUCCGAGGGCAGACUUGAUCUAAUAAUACAAACCAAAUGUUUAUUUGGUACCAUGCAUUUGAGGUGUGAGUUG
Molecule: messenger RNA, 2686 nt
Organism: Pyricularia oryzae 70-15
Lineage: Eukaryota; Fungi; Ascomycota; Sordariomycetes; Magnaporthales; Pyriculariaceae
Exons: 1
Coding region: 599-2302 (567 amino acids)
Source: RefSeq, a predicted model, not a curated record